CAUGGAUCUUGGCUUGGGGCUUGGCACACAAAUUCAGCAAAACAGGAUUAUGUGGAUAUUGUGAAGAUCCGGUGAACGGCAUAACCUAAAACACCAGCUUCGCUAUUGAUUAAGCAAACAUUGGAUCUUGGAUCGGCGCCAGUUUCGAAUGAAAUGUAAAUUAUUAGUGGAGACAUGUACGAAAAUAAGGAGCAUCAUGGUUUUAAGCACAGAAUGGUCUCAAGUGGAAGUAAUUGACUUGGUUAAUGAUGGCUCAGGCCUUGGCUUUGGCAUUGUCGGCGGCCGCAGUACCGGUGUUGUCAUAAAAUCUAUACUCCCAGGGGGCAUCGCCGAUAAAGACCGUCGGUUACAAAGCGGAGACCACAUCCUGCAGAUAGGGGAUGUUUAUUUGAAGGGCCUAGCCGCGGACCAGGUCGCAACUGUGUUGAGGCAAGCUGGACCGCAGGUGAGAAUGGUUGUAGCACGUCCCAUAGAACCCACUUCCACGGAUUUUGACACUUUCGGCUGUUCUGCGCCAAUAGUUCCCACUAAGAUUUUAACCGAUCCUGAAGAAUUGGACAGGCAGCUGCUACAGAACGGUUACACAACAUUCUGCAGUUACACAGAGACUAUAGAAUGCGUUGAAAAUGAACAGGGACCUGAAAAUGUGGAAGAGAAUUGUGAAAUAGAAAAGAUAAAUGCAGUAAACUCUGUAGAUGUAAAUUUAAAUCAAAAUGAUAGCACUCCCAACGGUUUGUCACCUGUCGGCUUCAGACAACUGAUCGUAACCCCUGUCGAUAUAGAAUACAACUCUGAAACGGAAACGGAGAAAUUCACAGUCACGUUGAAUAAAGGCGAUCAAGGUCUUGGCAUAACGAUAGCGGGAUAUGUUUGCGAAAGGGAGGAUUUAUGUGGAAUAUUUGUAAAAAGUUUAAGCGAGGGUUCUGAAGCAUACAAAUGUGGAAACAUCAAUAUAAAUGAUAGGAUUGUUGAAGUGGACGGGCAAUCUCUCGCGGACUUUACCAACCACGAGGCAGUUGAGAAAUUGAAACAGACGGGAUCGGUUGUUAAUAUAACUUUUGAAAGGUAUUUAAGCGGUCCAAAAUUUGAGCAGUUGCAAGAGGCUUUGGCCAGUCAGGAGCAAGACCGAGCUGUGAGUCCAGCCUCUCCGUCACUAACAACGUUAAGCUGGAUUCCUAUAGAAAACUUCGAGCCUGAAAUAGAACCCGAGAGGGAAUCUGUCACGAGUGUAAAUAGCGAAAUCUACGAUCAAAACCACGAGUCCAAAGAGAUAUUUAUAGAAGAAGAUUUUGAGGCGAAUCCCGCUGACGACCUCGAGACUGCAAUAAAGCAAAAGUGGGAGGACAUAAUAGGCUCACAAGCCGACAUAGUCGUCGCUAAUUUAACAAAACUAAAGGGGCUCGGUAUAAGCCUUGAAGGCACGGUAGAAGUCGAAGGCGGAGUAGAACUUAGGCCCCAUCACUACAUCCGCUCUAUACUUCCAGAAGGACCCGUGGGCCAAAACGGAAAGUUGGGCCCGGGCGAUGAAUUGUUAGAGGUUAACGGGCAAAAAUUGCUCGGUAUCAAACACGUUGAAGUUGUGAAAAUACUGAGGGAACUGCCUAGUACGGUGAGGUUGGUUUGCUCAAGGGAAAAUAAGAAUAAUAGAGUGAUAAAUACGUCACAAGAUCGAGAAGCUUUCGAGGCCAGGAAUAUAUUAGGGGGGAGUUUGAAGAAUCUACUUCCGCAGCCAGAGCAAAGGUUGAUAAAAGCACUCAGUGAUACUAGUCUUAAUACAUCCAGCACUGUUACAGUAACAGAUGAACCAAGCCUGCAAAAGGCAAAAUCACGUUCACUGGAAGUGACAAAUGUCGCAAUGUGGUCCGAGGAAAUAGAAUACGUCGAACUAAUCAAGAGCGAUAGGGGUCUGGGCUUCUCCAUUUUAGAUUAUCAGGACCCGUUAGAUCCCAAAUCGAGUGUUAUAGUGGUAAGGAGCUUGGUGCCACACGGCGCUGCAGAACAGAACGGUAAAAUCACCCCUGGGGAUCGUCUGAUCAGUGUAAAUGGUAAAAUUAUCAAAAACGCCACACUCGAUCAGGCCGUUCAGGCCCUCAAGGGAAUUCCACCGGGAAUAGUGAAGUUGGGGAUUUCGAAACCUUUACCGACCUCGAGACCUGGCGAGACUGCAAGCAGUCAAACUGUGGAAUCAUAAAACUUCCUGUAAGGAACGUAGAUAAAAAAAUCAAAGUUGUGGGUGAGUGACUGGAUGUUUUUGAAUUUUUAUGAUCAUCUCCGAUAAUUUUUAUAUUGCAAACUUUUCGGGUUCAUUUGCGGAAAUGUAUGGUUUGUUCAAUGCGUUUUAUUUCCAGUGCUGGCGUUACCACUUAGAUUAUAAAGCCUCAAUGCUUUGCGCAUGACGUCACUUCAGUGGUGGUAGAUAUAUCGUUCGGUAAAGCAAUAAAAUGAAAUAAUGACGUAUUUAUGUAUAAAAAAUGUAUUGAAAUAAAAUAGAUAUAAUACUAUAUUUUAUUACAAGUGUAGAAACUAGACUUUUCCUAUGCACGUUGAGAAAAGCAGCUUAUAGAUGAGUAACUGACGAUAUUUUAAAUUAUACCUCUCGCAAAAUGACAACAGAAAAAUAAUAAAAGUGAAUUGAACAAAUUAUUAAAGUACUUUAUUUCUAAACAUAAACAGAAACAUCAAAACAAAUACAGAAUUUUUAAGUUAAACUGUUUCCUGUUAAUGUUAACGAAGAAUAUUAACUUCUUUUGAUAAGAUUUGUAAAAAGCUUUAUGGCCGAUUCCACCUCAAAUCAUGUAGAGUUCCAUGUGGACUUGUCACCAAGCUACUCCAAAAUAUUUUUUUAUUGUUCUAGGUCAAAAAUAAGAGGACCCCUAUUUUUUCUUUUUCCUCUCAGACGCAUAGUUCCAUCUAUUAUGUACUCGGAAAGUGCAUCACUUCAUGAUGAUGCGAAAUGUGAAACAAGCCUGUAACUUCUUUAUUUUUUGGCCGAUUUCAAAUUUUUUUUUUAUGAAAUGUAGGGUAAAAAAAACUAU
Anoplophora glabripennis (Asian longhorned beetle) is the source of this 3035-nucleotide messenger RNA. RefSeq names its product patj homolog. Gene Ontology annotation, molecular function: protein binding. The transcript has 5 exons. Bases 149 to 2191 code for a protein of 680 amino acids. The record is from RefSeq and is a predicted model, not a curated record. Lineage: Eukaryota; Metazoa; Arthropoda; Insecta; Coleoptera; Cerambycidae.